GUGUAAACUAACUGUGAGCGCUCUCGAGGUGUGAGGAACUGAAAACGGCUCUUCGCGUGGCCCGAUAAAAAGCCACUGCAUCCAGUUGUAUAACAAAUAGACAAACGUUUCAGCGUGAGUAUUUACUCGGUAAUGUCGGCAGCAACAUCUGUGGAAACGGAUCGGGCUAUUGGCAUAUGCUGUCAUCUUGUGAUAAGGUGUAGCUGUCUCCAUGGCGACCAGCGUGGUUCCCGGGGACAACCUGCCCACAUAUAAGCUGGUUGUGGUGGGAGACGGAGGCGUGGGGAAAAGCGCUCUCACCAUACAAUUCUUCCAGAAGAUCUUCGUCCCUGACUACGACCCCACCAUUGAGGACUCGUACCUCAAACACACCGAGAUUGAUGGACAAUGGGCCAUUUUGGAUGUUCUGGACACGGCCGGGCAGGAGGAGUUCAGUGCCAUGAGGGAGCAGUACAUGAGGACCGGAGACGGAUUUCUCAUCGUCUUCUCAGUCACUGAUAAAGCCAGUUUUGAACACGUGGACCGUUUCCACCAGCUUAUUCUGAGAGUGAAGGACAGGGAGUCGUUUCCCAUGGUUCUGGUGGCAAAUAAAGUUGACCUGGUGCAUUUACGCAAGAUCACUAGUGAGCAGGGACGAGAGAUGGCCUCCAAACACAGCAUCACAUAUAUUGAGACGAGUGCAAAGGAUCCGCCCAUGAAUGUAGACAAAGCGUUUCACGAGCUCGUCAGAGUAAUACGUCAGCAGAUCCCAGAACGGGGUCUGAAGAAGAAGAGGAAAGCCAAAUGGCGGGCGGACAGACCUUCGGGUUCCCAGAGGCUGCACUGCGUCUUACUGUGACCGCACACCCUCUAUCUCUGGGCGUCAAUGCCGCGAUGAUGACUCCAAGACUCGGACUGUUAAAACACACACACACGUGCGCACACACAAACACAGCUAUGAUAAUAUCCAGGAACUAGAGAACACAGCUUCAAUAUUCAAUAUAAUGUGGAAUUUGAGGCAAUUUUAAUGGGAUUUUCCAAGCAGGUGAAAAAUGACAGGAUUCUAGCGCUGUUCACUCAUGUUAUUUCUCAGAGAACAAUUCAGAGACAAACUUUCUGAGGCCUUGUUUUGUAUUGUGUUUCUAUAUUUAUUGUGCUGAAUUCUAUAUUGUUAAGUGAUUGUUAAUACAGCGUAACGGCUUUGAAAACGACCUGUUCUUGGAAUAGACGUCUGUACUGAUCAGAAUUACAGUUGCGCAACGGGCAUAUAUAGAUGCACUCAGAAGAGAGGGGGAAUACUAGUUACCAUGGUUACUAUAGUUUUAUGAAUAAAAUUAAGAUACAUUUCCAAAACAGCAAUAGGGUUAUGCAUAUGACACUAAAAUAAUACAAUUAACAUAUAAAGUAAAAAUUUUACAUGAAAUUAUAUAUUUUAUAACCAUUUCAACAUCAUUUUACCAUAAAAGUGCUCACAUUGUCUUAUUAAAUAUGUUUUACCAUAUAUGGUAAGGUAACAUGAGCUCAUCCAAUAAGCAGUUUUUUUUCUGUAGCAUUUUUUUCCUGUUAAAACAUUACUCCAUUUUUACAGUGUAACUUUAGCUAUUUUUUAGAAAAAAUGAUUUUAUAGUUUAUUUUAGUCAAUUGGAUAGCAGAAAAUAUACAAAAAUAAGGUGCGUUCACGCCAUGUUGUAAUUACCGUAAUGACGAGAUUUCAACUUGUAAAAAGUGCUCACGUCUAGGGCUGUGACAUAACAUCGAUUUGCGUUACAAACAAUCUGGAGAUAUUUUCCGAUGUAUCACGAUUCUCUCUCGAAUCGAUUCUGAGCUUCGUUUUUUUAACACUACGUGCUUUAGAAACACCCGUACUCUUGCUUCCAGUUCCUUUACUCACACCACUUCAACCUAAAAUAAUCAUUCAUAAAGUUUGAAAAGGUUGAAGCAAAUUACAAGAAUGUUAGCAGUGGGCUGUGUUUACAUUAAUCUAGCGCCAUAAAAGCAUUCUGAGCUGAGGUCCAAGUAUAUUUAACCACUUACGUGACUCAGCCGAGCGCACAAUUGCUCUCCAGCACUCUUCUUCAUGAGCAUUUGAGUGUGCGGUUAAAAACUAGCCUAGAGCGCCAUCUGCUGUUAAAACUAAGCUCAGAAUCGAUUCGAGAGAGAAAAUAUCAGAAUCGAUCCAAAUUCACUGUAUCGUGAAUCAAGAAUCGAUGUAUUGUCCCAGCCCUAAUGUCCUCAUAGAGUUCGUAAAUAGUUUGUAAGAUAGGGAUUUUCUGAGAGCUCCUACAUGUAUCAUGUGACCACUGCUGAUAAAUUUAGGCGUUGAUAGCGUUGCCAUAGAAAUGCAUAAUUCCCAGUCCGAGGAUGUGAACAGCUCCGAAUAGAACCUCACGUGUCGUAAUCUCGAUGUUACGGUAAUUACGACGUUGCGUGAAAGCAGCAAUACCUUUCAGUAUUCUCUUUCUGAAAAGCGCCAAACCUGAUCUCACAGGAAAACGUAACUAUGUUACGAGGUAGCGCUUUCGUAUGAAUUCGUACAAUGUGAAACGUACAAAAACGUACAAUUAUUAAGCAUGAAGGCCCAUCCUAACGCCACCCCAAUCCUAACCACAAAUAGGGAGUAAGCAGAUCAUACAAAAAUGUAUAAAUAAGAUUGUACGAAUUAAUAUGAAUUAGCCAUCAAUUCGCCAAAACGUAAAAUAGUUACGAUUUGUCAUGAGAUUCUUAAUUUUCUGCUUAGAAACAAUAGGUAACUAUGGUAACCGGAAUUUGUUCACCCGGCGCUAAACCACGCCCCCAAUGUGUGAUGCAUUGCUGACCGUUAUCUAUAAAAACUCAAGGAAAGGUUAAGAUUAUUAGAUCAAGAUCUGUAAGACAUCAGCUGAUUGUAGAUCAAGACUAUCACAAUUAAAGUUUUGUACAUUUAAUGCCUGAUCUCAAUUACGUUGCCAUAAAAACUGAGUCAAUCAGUAAUUGCACAAAAACGUUACAGUGUUACAUUGUGUCUUUGAUGCUUUUGUUACAUAGUUACAAUGUAACAUUCUACAUUGUGACAUCAAGGAACAUUAUGAAGUCAUUGGAUCAAGGGAGGCGUUCUGCCUUGAUCUCGCGUUUAUUUUUAUUUUUUUCGCUUGUCUUGAAUGCAUUGUCACUUUAUUUUGAAUGUUUUCGCUCGUUUCGAAGUUCUCAUUGAUGUUUUGAAUGUAUCGUAUGUUAUUCUAUACGCCAGUUUUGCUUUUUGUUGUUUCAGAAAGUACAGCUUUAGUGUUUAGCAUAUUAAAGGAACAUCGUCCAAGUAGUUUGUUUUGUGAUUCGUCUGCUCUUGUUUUUCCUACGUGUUAUUUUAAUCUUACGAAAGCAGAUCUGUUUUAUUUCAGAGACGGGAUGUCCUCCUGACAUUUUCAGUUUUGUUUGAAACUUGGUGCAAGUUUUGUGAUUCAGUUAUUACUGGAUUUUUUUUUUUUUUUGCUAUUAUUUUUUUUUUAAGUAAUUUAUUAUACAAAUUCUAUGUAUUCUGUGAUCAUGUUUGUAUGAAGACGAAGAUCAUUAAGACCAAUUAAGGCCAAAAACAUGCUCUGAAAAAGAAGGGAUUUUUUUGCAUCAGAAAUAUUGUAAGAAUUUGUAAAGUGGAAUAUAAACAUAUUAUAAUAAAAAUCUAAUAAAACAA
Ctenopharyngodon idella (grass carp) is the source of this 3643-nucleotide messenger RNA. It is a transcript of the gene mrasb, whose product is annotated as muscle RAS oncogene homolog b. Gene Ontology annotation, molecular function: GTP binding; GTPase activity; GDP binding. Lineage: Eukaryota; Metazoa; Chordata; Actinopteri; Cypriniformes; Xenocyprididae. Gene Ontology annotation, biological process: signal transduction. The record is from RefSeq and is a predicted model, not a curated record. The coding region runs from base 212 to 838 and encodes 208 amino acids. Gene Ontology annotation, cellular component: plasma membrane. The transcript has 6 exons.